AUGGCUGUGAGCUUGAAAACAAUCCCAGAAAUACAGAAGGUAUACAAGCGGAGAGUGCGCCGGCAGGUCCCUGUGAUACCUGACGAGAUUGUCUUUGAGAUUCUUGUCCGGCUGCCUGUUAAAGCUAUCAUAAGGUUCAAGUCCGUCAACAAGACUUGGCAUGCUAUCAUCUCUCAUCCAUGCUUCAUCGGUUCACAUCUCCAACAAUCUGCCAAGAACCAAGAACGUAAGCCUUCCUUCCUCAUCACCCCACAUAUCCUGGACAAGGUGAUCGAUAGCGAGGCCUGGCCGACCACCUUUUCCAACUACAUCCCCUUCUACUCAUGGCAAGAGGGCCAGGACAAUGCGUGCCUUGUUCACUCAACAACCUUCCGUGGCGAGUUUGGGUCAGUUCACAACAUGGUGCACUGCGACGGGCUUGUAGUGCUCCCGACCAACACCAAGGUGUUUGUCUUCAACCCAGCAAUACAUGAUGUCCUUAAGCUGCGUAAUGGCCAAAAGGAUGAGUGGCAAUUCCCGACUGUCAGUUUGGGCUUUGACCCACGCACGAGCAAGUACAAGGUUGCUCGCUUCUUUUACCGUUCAAUAAAUUUUUCUACAAGGACUUAUAGUGUGGGAAUGGAAAUCUUUACUAUCGGUGGUGAUGAUAACUCCUGGCGGAGUGUUGCGGAGGAUCCACCGUUGCCAAUUGAGCCGGGGACUGUCACACACUUUAAGGGCUCUUUGUAUUUGCUUGUAUGGGAUGAACUCGUUGAAAGGUGCCCACAAGGUGUUCUUCGCUUCAGUUUAGAAGAUGAAACAUUUAGUUUCAUAUGCCAUCCUCAACUUCAGUCAUGCAAAGGGGAGCAGCUCAACUUUAUUGAGCUAGGUGGAGAACUAUGCCUAGCUCAAUGCCUUGAUGGGAAACAAGUAAUAUGGAUGCUGCACUCUGUUGACGGUCAUGAAUGGAUUCAACACCGUGUUAUUAUCUUACCUAAGCCAGAGCUGUACAAAACUUUAUCGGUCCUUCCUAAAGAUGUUUUGCUUAUUCGCAGUGGUAAUUGUCUUUACCACUAUGCUGAUGCCCGUCGAGAUGCAAGGGAAGUGGGUCGUCUGGAUCAGCUGAGGUAUAAGAAUCCUAGAGUUGGGUCCUUUGAUUAUGUUGGUCAGGAUAUCUUCAUCUUCGACAUGUUUUCAUACACGGAGAGUCUUCAUCCAGUGACAAAGCAAGGCAAACAGAGAAUCUAUAAGGAUGGAGAUGAAGCAUUAGAUGGAUGA
Triticum turgidum subsp. durum (durum wheat) is the source of this 1257-nucleotide messenger RNA. NCBI's taxonomy places the organism in Eukaryota, Viridiplantae, Streptophyta, Magnoliopsida, Poales, Poaceae. The record is from the annotation of a GenBank genome assembly.